AUGCCCAGCUAUGCUAAGUUCAUGAAGGAUAUUCUAUCAAAUAAGAGGAAGCUGGAAGACAAUGAAACAGUCAUGCUUACUGAGGAGUGUAGCGCAAUUCUCCAACACAAAUUACAACCGAAACUAAAAGACCGAGGGAGUUUUACUAUUCUUUGUCACAUUGGUAAUUUGUAUAUAGAUAAGGCGUUGUGUGAUCUACGAGCUAGCAUUAAUUUAAUGCCUUUAUCUCUUUUCCGGAAACUAGGUUUGGGGGAAGCAAAACCGAAACUAGGUUUGGGGGAAGCAAAAUCGACAACAGUUUCACUACAGUUGGCUGACAGGUCGAUCAAACACCCUCGUGGUAUUUGUGAGGAUAUUUUGGUGAAGGUUGACAAGUUUAUCUUCCCAGCAGACUUCAUUAUUCUGGAUAUGGAAGAAGAUAGAGACGUCCCCCUCAUAUUGGGUCGUCCAUUUUUGGCUACGGGAAGGGCUUUGAUAGAUGUGCAAAAGGGUCAGUUGAUAUUGAGGUUAAAUGAAGAAGAACUGACAAUCAACGUGUUUCGAGCUUUCAGAUUUCAGAGCGAACCGGAUUCUUGCAUGCAGAUUGAUGUAAUAAAAGAAGCGGUGUUAGAGACAUUCAAACUAGAUCACCCUCAAGAUCCGCUUGAAGCGUGCUUAGUACAUUGUCAAGAUUUACCAUCAGACAAAGAGGAAGCAGAAGAAUGUGCACGUUAUUUGGCAGCCAUACCACCAUUCUUCAAGCAACCGCGUUUGGAGCUCGGUGAAAGACCUACAACACCUUUACCAUCUAUACAACAAGCUCCAACUCUUGAACUCAAACAACUGCCAACCCAUCUUCGCUACGCAUACUUGGGGGAAAAGAAUUAA
Messenger RNA from Olea europaea var. sylvestris, 867 nucleotides. RefSeq lists its product as uncharacterized. The transcript has a single exon. The record is from RefSeq and is a predicted model, not a curated record. Lineage: Eukaryota; Viridiplantae; Streptophyta; Magnoliopsida; Lamiales; Oleaceae. Bases 1 to 867 code for a protein of 288 amino acids.